Suillus plorans is the source of this 2435-nucleotide messenger RNA. RefSeq lists its product as uncharacterized. The record is from RefSeq and is a predicted model, not a curated record. The transcript has 3 exons. NCBI's taxonomy places the organism in Eukaryota, Fungi, Basidiomycota, Agaricomycetes, Boletales, Suillaceae. Bases 219 to 2339 code for a protein of 706 amino acids.
UUAUUAUGUAGACGAGCGCGUGCUUGGACCCCUUCAUCGCCUCCCCCUACUAUCUUCCAUAUCCCUACUUUACAUCAAACACGCCCAACCUGUUUUAGCCCCCAUCUGUUACCGGUAAAGCAUCUCUCAGACCAUCGACUUCUCCAACCAGUCAAUUAGUUAACUGUUAACCAUCGAUUUCGCGUCAAGUCACUUCAGGCACGUUUGCAAGCAGGCAGAUGGUUUCGUCAGCGCCUGCACCAUUGAUUAAACCUCCAUUUUCUUACGCUGAAAGUGUAAAAAAGACUCCUCGCUCUCCUAACGCUGUUCGGAACCCUCUUGGAGACUUCCCAACCGUCUCUGGCGCGUCUGGGCUAUCUUCAUCUUCAAGUUCUUCGCCACCUUCGAACGCUACAUCCCAAUUAUCCAAAUUGCUCAGUUUUGUCGAAGCGACAAGCGGAUCUCAGGCCGGUGCUUCUGAUUUUCCAGAACUCCCUACCGAGAUAUCUUCGCAGCAUACCGUCAAGGACCACAACGGAUCAACGAACCAUGUGCAUUCGAAUGCCAACAACGUGCCAAAGGCGGUGCCUGCUGUGAAUGUAUGGACCGAACGUUUGAAAGAGCAGAUGGCCCAUGCACAUCUGCAUGUCCACCAACCUCAGAGGCAACCUCGCGCAAUAGUCACAUCUUCUGUCGGAGCGCCUUUAGUCCCUCCCAGGCUAAGGCCCAUUGUCAUGGGUACUUCUCCGCAUCCAGUUGAUGUCCCCAAUACUGUGUCAUCGACUUCCACACCUCGUUCGAGUCCAUCGCAGACGAUUUCUCUUGAUGGAGACCAUGAUGACCAUGAUCCUUUUAUCGUGCGCAUGCCUUCACACCUUUCUCGACACUCGUCCUCCAAGUCUAUCCAUCUAGUUAAUGACAAUGAUGUUUCUAAUUGGCAAGAGGCCGCAAAAUCUCCAUCUGUUGACCUUGGAGGAAAUGAUGGUGGCGACAAGUCCCGAAGAUCGGAAAAUCACGCGGGCGCACAUAAUUCCUCCAAUUCAGUUGAUCUAUCCAGAAAGAAUAGCAUCGAUUCUACCCGACAUCAAAGUGAUUCAAGACCAACAUCAGCUCAAAUGUCUCGGCUGAACAGCAGAAACGUAUUUGAGGGGAACUCUACAGGUUCCCACUCGGUGCCCUAUUCCCGAGUAGAAAGUCGAGCUGAGAGUUCCUCUUCGAGUCCUCGGCUAUCAAUCCGAGGAAGGCGGCUACCGGAUGACGAUUUCACUGUAGUGUACGACCUUCGUCACGAGGCUCCAAAGGUUCCCUACAAUCCACCGCGCAUGAGUUCAAGGGUCCCAGAGAGAACUGCAUACCACCAUCACACUUUUUCUCACCCUCCCGACAUUGCAUCGCAUUAUUUCAGAUCUCCGCCCAUACCACCCACUAUUGACGCACCAUUGCAUUCUGCACGGCUGUCGCCGCUACUUUCGGGCAUUCGACACCCGUACUACGCAAAUCCCGUUUCAGGACACACCUCUCCUACGUACGCGGGCUCGCGCCCUCCCUCUGGAGCUGGUACUCCGCCAUACCCAGUAUAUCCUCCAUACACAGCGACAUGUGGAUACUGUCAUUCGCGCAUUCCGUGGGACGGGUUCGUUCCUCCAAUCCACCCUCGCCCUGUUCCGGGCUUUUCUACCCCGUUACUGCAGGACGAGUACAUUGUGCCUCCACUGAUGCAUCUGUCAUUCUUCAAUCCACCCUUUCCAGGCACAACGGAGCCAUUACCAAAGACCCGUUUAACGCAGAGCGAGCGUUCGUGUGAGAGCUCGCAUGACUCACAUUUGCCUCCUGUUAUUAUUUCACGAAAUAUGGUCUUUGGGAGUAUCGACGCGACUCAUGAUCACGUCCAUCAGACGCCGGACGAAAAGGAGCCUGCGAGGAAGGAGGGCGAGAAAUCCAUUGGACGAAUGGCGGAACACUUCUCUGGCUUUUACAUCGGCAUUCCACCUGGCGAACCGGUGCCACCCCGUCAAGGAAAUAAAAAACAUCCGAACAAGAGCCUUUCGAAGCCUCCUACGAGUCCCGUAGCGGAAGCUACAGAUAAUGCGAAGGCCAUCGAUGAUGCACCCCAGGAAGGGUGUAAGACGGCUGACGAGCAACCGAAUACUGCUGUCGGGGAAGAUGUUUCAGCACCUAUCCACUGGAGGAUUCACAGAGCACGUCAUCUGAGCACCUACCUCCACCCGCUGAACCUGCGCAACCAGUCGCUCCUCUACCUGACCAACAUCCGCCUGCUGCGACAUCCGUGGCGCAGCCAUCCAAGAAUGAGAAACCUGUUACGCCGCCGAGUAGUAAAAGACAGAAUGGAUCUUCAAUGAUGAAGUCUGUGGACGAUUCUGCGUUGAGCGACGUCUGGGAAGUAAAGGACUACGGAUAUGGAUUCGGCGACGUGAGUGGCACAGAUAAUGCCACUA